CUUAAUAUGAGCUAUAGUGCGACCUGGCGAAUGAUGAUGCGCCCUGCAGGUAAUGGUCAUUGCCGCAGACUGGUGUCAAGUUGAUUGGGUCAUUUGAGUCUGGGUCGGGCGUGGCCCGCUUAAUUCCCUGCAGGGCGGUCCAGUCAGCACGGCCUCGUGUGCCGGGAACCUUGGAAUAAUGGGUCCCAUUGUGGCUGCGUGGUUUUUCCUGCGGUCUCGCUCGCUCCAGUGUGGCUUGGCUGGUCGAGAGGCUGGGUCGAUAGGAGGAGGAGCAGCAAGGUGGAGGAGGAGGAGGAGGCCCGAGUCUCGUUGCGUUGCUUUGCGUUGCUUUGCGUUGCUCUGCGUUGCUCUGCUGCGUGCUGUCCAGUCAAGCCAGUGUACUCCCUGACUCUGUAGUACUCCGUAGCUGGCAGUGCCGUGCCACGAGGACGGAGCAGGUAGCAGCCAAAGUACAAGGCAGGUCGAAGGGUCGAGGGGACAGACGGUCGAGGCUUGGCCUCAGCUGGCCUCUUUUGCCAUGCCUUCCCUGCUCUUCCCUGCCCCUUCCUUUUCUGCCUCUUUGACCUUGCGUGCCCCCUUCCCGUACUUUGACCCCCAUCCCACCCACCGUUUUCCUUCCUCAACGUCAGCUUUGGAACGAAACUGCCCGACUCGACAGACGUCGACGCUCGUUGACAACUGCAUCCCCUUUUGCAUAUCGUGACGCCUUCUCGCCACUCUUUGCGUCUACUUCAUCACCACCGCUGCGCUUUUUGGCCCCUGCCAAGCCGAGAGUCUUUGCGAGCCACCUGCCGCUGCAUUUUUCAACUUGUCGGCACCCCCUGGGUUCGUGACUUGCGCUAGGCUCGUCUAGACCGCUUGCAGUGGUUCUGGUUCCCCUGCCGACCAGACACCAACCACCAGGUCACCCACCGUACAGAGACAGCUACGCUUUUGCAGCUGCCCCCUUCACCAUACAAUAUCGAAUACUUUCUUUGAUACGCCCGACUGAGCUCGCUGCCGACGACCACAGUGAAGAUGGGCCUCGAAUUCGACCACGAGAAGAUACCCCUCUACAAGCUGAUCGUCCACAUCAUCCAGAUUGUCCUAUCUGUCACCAUCUGGGUUCUCGAGAUCAUCGUCUUCAAAGGCGGUGAUAUCAACGGCAACAAUGGAUGGACCUUUGGAGUCUGCUUCUUGAGCGUCCCAGUAUGGAUAUACCUGAUUAUGGCCCCGCGUUAUCCUCGCGCAAGGAGAAUAGCCGACCCCAAGGCAAUGCUUGUUUUUGAUUUCAUCUAUACCGUCCUCUGGCUGUCUGCGUUUGCUACGCAAGCUGCCUACAACACAGCCAACGACUGUGGUACCGCCUGCGGGCCCAGCAAGGCAAUCGUUGGUCUGGGUGUCUUCAACACUCUCUUCUGGGCCCUCUCCACCCUGCUCUCGGUGGCCACGCACCGAUACUACAACUUCAACGGCGUCCUGCCAGGUUACGAGACCUCCCGCGGCCCCCGCACAAACAGCAUUGACCCAGAUAAGGCUGCUUUCUCCACCGCCCCCGUCGACGAGGAGGCAUAUGCCCCCGUGGGCAUGAACGACCAGGAUGACGAGCCAGAGUUCAACGCCUCCCCCUAUGGUGGCGGCAUGGGCACGAGCUCCACCCGCCACGAUGCCCAUGACAUCAACCCUUACACCGCCGACACCUCGUACGGCGGUGCAGCUGCCGUCCACAACCCGCCCUUUGACCACCACGGCGAGUACAACACCCACACCUCUCCCGCACCCCCUGCUGGCCACAUGUACGCGCCGCCCCCUGCCGGGCCUGCCGACUACGACGACGACAGGCCCGUUGCCUUCCCUUCGGCAGACUACAGCAGAGUGCAGUAAAUCAUCCUGCCAGCCCGGCCGAAUGUGGCCUGUCUCGAUGGAUCAGCGAGAUGGCGUGCUGGCACUCAGGGGCUGUUUCAACGUUUGCCCACAAGGCGGACAUGUAAUGAAAAGUCAUUUAGUUCGGGAAUGAGGAAUGAGCACAGUUGGAUUUUUUUUGGUCUGCCGGUCCGCCCGCCCAAUGACUUGAAUUGAAGGAUAGACGAUCAUGGAAUUGUCAUGACUGGCGCAGGGAAAAAGCUGUCUAUUGCUUGUACAACUGACAGGGAACCAGACACCCUGGAACAACACAUUGUGAUGGUGUUGGAGGCGUUCUUGACUUUACUGUUUGAUGUAACUAAUGCUGGUUAUAUCAUGUCGAUACACAUUAAGGCAUUGUAGGAGCCGAGGCGGGGUCUCGUGCCGAUGGCACGGGCAAAUUGCAGAACGUC
Messenger RNA from Diaporthe batatas, 2294 nucleotides. RefSeq lists its product as uncharacterized. Gene Ontology annotation, cellular component: membrane. The record is from RefSeq and is a predicted model, not a curated record. The transcript is spliced from 3 exons. Lineage: Eukaryota; Fungi; Ascomycota; Sordariomycetes; Diaporthales; Diaporthaceae. The coding region runs from base 1018 to 1863 and encodes 281 amino acids.